Molecule: messenger RNA, 252 nt
Organism: Prosopis cineraria
Lineage: Eukaryota; Viridiplantae; Streptophyta; Magnoliopsida; Fabales; Fabaceae
Product: cytochrome P450 76C1-like
Exons: 2
Coding region: 1-252 (83 amino acids)
Molecular function (GO): heme binding; iron ion binding; oxidoreductase activity, acting on paired donors, with incorporation or reduction of molecular oxygen
Source: RefSeq, a predicted model, not a curated record
AUGUUCAUUGCUGGAUCCGAGACAUCAUCAACUACUCUAGAGUGGGCAAUGGCAGAAUUGAUGAAGAAACCAAAGGAGGUGAUGGUGAAGGCUCAAGCUGAAACAGAGAGAUUUGUGGAUAAUCCAAUUAAUUUCAAAGGAACAAACUUUGAUUAUAUACCAUUUGGUGCUGGAAGAAGAAUGUGUCCUGGAAUUAACUUAGCUAUGCCCAACAUUGAGCUUCCACUUGCCAAUUUUGCUGUAUCAUUUUGA